CCCCUGCAGGAGGGAGGCGCCCCCGAGUCUCCCCUCCCGCGAGAGGGGCCGCGCGGGCCGGGCCGGGCCGGGCUGGAGCGGCGGCCGCGGGAGUCGAGCUUGCGGCGAGGACCGGCUGAGGCGCGCGGGAGGGAAGGCGGCUAGGGCUCCGCGGCGCUGUCGCCGCUGCCGCUCACUCUCGGGGAAGAGAUGGCGGCGGAGCGGGGCGCCCGGCGACUCCUCGGCACCUCCUCCUUCUGGCUCUGCUGCCUGCUGCUGCUCGGGCGCCGGGCGCCGGGCGCUGCGGCCGCCAGGAGCGGCUCCCCGCCGCAGUCCCCAGGAGCCAGCAUUAGAACAUUCACUCCAUUUUAUUUUCUGGUGGAGCCAGUGGAUACACUCUCAAUUAGAGGCUCUUCUGUUAUAUUAAACUGUUCGGCAUAUUCUGAGCCUUCUGCAAAAAUUGAAUGGAAAAAAGAUGGAACUUUUUUAAACUUAGUAUCAGAUGAUCGACGCCAGCUUCUCCCAGAUGGAUCUUUAUUUAUCAGCAAUGUGGUGCAUUCCAAACACAACAAACCUGAUGAAGGUUAUUAUCAGUGUGUGGCCACGGUUGAGAGUCUUGGAACUAUUGUCAGCAGAACAGCCAAGCUCACAGUAGCCGGUCUUCCAAGAUUUAUCAGCCAACCAGAACCUUCCUCAGUUUAUGCUGGGAACAGUGCAAUUCUGAAUUGUGAAGUUAAUGCAGAUUUGGUCCCGUUUGUGAGGUGGGAACAGAAUGGACAGCCCCUUCUUCUGGAUGAUAGAGUUAUCAAACUCCCAAGUGGAACACUGGUUAUCAGCAACGUGACUGAAGGCGAUGGGGGACUUUAUCGCUGCAUAGUUGAAAGUGGUGGGCCACCAAAGUAUAGUGAUGAAGCUGAAUUGAAGGUUCUUCCAGAUCCCGAGGUAACUUCAAACUUGGUAUUUUUGAAACAACCUUCUUCCUUAGUGAGAGUCAUUGGUCAGAGUGCAGUGUUGCCGUGUGUUGCUUCAGGACUUCCUGUUCCAGCCAUUAGAUGGAUGAAAAAUGAAGAGGCACUUGACAUAGAAAGCUCUGAAAGAUUGGUAUUGCUGGCAGGUGGUAGCCUGGAGAUCAGUGAUGUCACUGAGGAUGAUGCUGGGACUUAUUUUUGUAUAGCUGGUAAUCAAAAUGAGACAAUUGAAGCUCAAGCAGAGCUGACGGUACAAGCUCAACCUGAAUUCCUGAAGCAACCUACUAAUAUAUAUGCUCAUGAAUCUAUGGAUAUUGUAUUUGAAUGCGAAGUGACUGGGAAACCAACUCCAACUGUGAAGUGGGUCAAGAAUGGGGAUAUGGUUAUCCCAAGUGAUUACUUUAAGAUUGUAAAGGAACAUAAUCUUCAAGUUUUGGGUCUGGUGAAAUCAGAUGAAGGGUUCUAUCAGUGCAUUGCUGAGAAUGAUGUUGGAAAUGCACAAGCUGGAGCCCAACUGAUAAUCCUUGAACAUGAUGUUGCCAUCCCAACAUUACCUCCCACUUCACUGACCAGUGCCACUACUGACCAUCUAGCACCAGCCACAACGGGACCAUUGCCUUCAGCUCCUCGGGAUGUGGUGGCCUCCCUGGUCUCUACUCGCUUCAUCAAAUUGACAUGGCGGACACCUGCAUCAGAUCCUCACGGAGACAACCUUACCUACUCUGUAUUCUACACCAAGGAAGGAAUUGCUAGGGAACGUGUUGAGAAUACCAGUCGCCCAGGAGAAAUGCAGGUAACCAUUCAAAACUUGAUGCCGGCGACAGUGUACAUCUUUAGAGUCAUGGCUCAAAAUAAGCAUGGCUCAGGAGAGAGUUCAGCGCCACUGCGAGUAGAAACACAGCCUGAGGUUCAGCUCCCUGGCCCAGCACCUAACAUUCGAGCAUAUGCAACUUCACCUACUUCCAUCACUAUCACCUGGGAAACACCGUUGUCUGGCAAUGGGGAAAUUCAGAAUUACAAAUUGUACUACAUGGAAAAAGGGACUGAGAAAGAACAGGAUAUUGAUGUUUCAAGUCACUCCUAUACCGUUAAUGGGUUGAAAAAGUAUACAGAGUAUAGUUUCCGAGUGGUGGCCUAUAAUAAACAUGGUCCUGGAGUCUCCACACAAGAUGUUGCUGUUCAGACGUUAUCAGAUGUUCCCAGUGCUGCUCCUCAGAACCUGUCCUUAGAAGUGAGAAAUUCGAAGAGCAUUAUGAUUCACUGGCAGCCACCUCCUCCAGCCACACAAAAUGGUCAGAUUACUGGCUACAAAAUUCGCUACCGAAAGGCCUCCCGGAAGAGUGAUGUCACUGAGACCUUGGUAACCGGGACACAGCUGUCUCAGCUGAUUGAAGGUCUCGAUCGGGGAACUGAAUAUAAUUUCCGAGUGGCUGCUCUAACAAUCAAUGGCACAGGUCCGGCAACUGACUGGCUGUCUGCUGAAACUUUUGAAAGUGACUUGGAUGAAACUCGUGUUCCUGAAGUGCCUAGCUCUCUUCACGUCCGCCCUCUUGUCACGAGCAUCGUAGUAAGCUGGACUCCUCCAGAGAAUCAGAACAUUGUGGUCAGAGGUUAUGCCAUUGGUUAUGGCAUUGGCAGCCCUCAUGCCCAGACCAUCAAAGUGGACUAUAAACAGCGCUAUUAUACCAUCGAAAAUCUGGAUCCCAGCUCUCACUAUGUGAUAACCCUGAAAGCGUUCAACAACGUGGGUGAAGGCAUCCCCCUGUACGAGAGUGCUGUGACCAGGCCGCACACAGUGCCAGAUCCCACUCCCAUGAUGCCACCAGUGGGAGUUCAGGCUUCCAUUCUGAGUCAUGACACCAUACGGAUCACGUGGGCGGACAACUCCCUGCCCAAACACCAGAAGAUUACAGACUCGCGAUACUACACAGUUCGAUGGAAAACCAACAUCCCAGCAAACACCAAGUACAAGAAUGCAAAUGCAACAACUUUGAGUUAUUUGGUGACUGGUUUAAAACCAAAUACACUCUAUGAAUUCUCUGUGAUGGUGACCAAAGGUCGAAGAUCAAGCACCUGGAGUAUGACAGCCCAUGGGACCACCUUUGAAUUAGUUCCUACUUCUCCACCCAAGGACGUGACAGUUGUGAGUAAAGAAGGAAAGCCUAGGACCAUAAUUGUGAAUUGGCAGCCUCCCUCUGAAGCCAAUGGCAAAAUUACAGGCUACAUCAUAUAUUACAGUACGGAUGUGAAUGCGGAGAUACAUGACUGGGUUAUUGAGCCUGUUGUGGGAAACAGGCUGACUCACCAGAUACAAGAGUUAACACUUGAUACACCGUACUACUUCAAAAUCCAAGCCCGGAACUCAAAGGGCAUGGGGCCCAUGUCUGAAGCUGUCCAGUUCAGAACACCUAAAGCCUCAGGAUCUGCAGGAAAAGGAAGCCGGCUGCCAGACCUAGGAUCUGACUACAAACCUCCAAUGAGUGGCAGUAACAGCCCUCAUGGCAGCCCCACCUCUGUAGACAGUAACAUGCUGCUAGUCAUCAUUGUUUCUGUUGGCGUCAUCACCAUCGUGGUGGUCGUGAUCAUCGCUAUCUUUUGCACCCGGCGCACCACCUCUCACCAGAAAAAGAAACGAGCUGCCUGCAAAUCGGUGAAUGGCUCUCACAAGUACAAAGGGAAUUCCAAAGAUGUUAAACCCCCAGACCUCUGGAUCCAUCAUGAGAGACUGGAGUUGAAACCAAUCGAUAAGUCUCCAGACCCAAACCCCAUCAUGACUGAUACGCCCAUUCCUCGCAACUCUCAAGAUAUCACACCAGUUGACAAUUCCAUGGACAGCAAUAUCCAUCAAAGGCGAAAUUCAUACAGAGGGCAUGAAUCAGAAGACAGCAUGUCUACACUGGCUGGAAGGCGGGGAAUGAGACCAAAAAUGAUGAUGCCCUUUGACUCCCAGCCACCCCAGCCUGUGAUUAGUGCCCAUCCCAUCCAUUCCCUCGAUAACCCUCACCAUCAUUUCCACUCCAGCAGCCUCGCUUCUCCAGCUCGCAGUCAUCUCCACCACCCGGGCAGCCCAUGGCCCGUUGGCACAGCCAUGUCCCUUUCAGACAGGGCCAAUUCCACAGAAUCUGUUCGAAAUACCCCCAGCACUGACACCAUGCCAGCCUCCUCAUCUCAAACAUGCUGUACUGAUCAUCAGGAUCCUGAAGGUGCUACCAGCUCGUCUUACUUGGCCAGCUCCCAAGAGGAAGAUUCAGGCCAGAGUCUCCCCACGGCCCACGUUCGCCCUUCCCACCCAUUGAAGAGCUUCGCUGUGCCAGCGAUCCCACCUCCAGGACCUCCCACCUACGAUCCUGCAUUGCCAAGCACACCGUUACUAUCCCAGCAAGCUCUGAACCAUCACAUCCACUCAGUGAAGACAGCCUCCAUCGGGACUUUAGGAAGGAGCCGGCCUCCUAUGCCAGUGGUUGUUCCCAGUGCCCCUGAAGUGCAGGAGACCACGCGGAUGCUGGAAGACUCGGAGAGUAGCUAUGAACCAGAUGAGCUGACCAAAGAGAUGGCCCACCUGGAAGGACUGAUGAAGGACCUAAACGCCAUCACGACAGCGUGACGACCUUCACCAGGACGUGACUCUAAGCCAGAGUCUUCUGAAGUCUUGGGACUUAGCCUUGAAAACAAGGAAUUGUACAGAGUACGAGAGGACAGCACUUGAGAACACAGAGUGGGCCAGCAGGCCAGCCAGCGCCUCCGUGCGGGGCUGGCUCCAGGCAUGGCCGUCUGCCUUCUCCUGGUCAGCCUGGAAGGAGCCUGUGUCGAGGCAGCUUCCCUUCCCUGUCUAUCCCUGCCGAUACCCUGCAGGACUGGGCACCAUGGGCCAAAAUGCUGUGUCCAGGGAAGAGGCAAGAAGUGCAACCUGCAUUUCACUUUGUGGUCAGGCUGUGUCUUCGUGCUGCGACUGCAUCACCUUUAUGGAGUGUAGACAUUGGCAUUUAUGUACAAUUUUAUUUGUGUCUUAUUUUAUUUUACCUUCACAAACAAAAACAGUAUCAAAAACCAAGGAAGUCCGUGGUGUUCUCCACAAGUGGUUGACAUUUGACUGCUUGUUCCGAUUAUGUAAGGAAAGUCAUUGACAGUGUGGGUUGUUCCAGGGGUUGGCUUGUUUUUUGGUUUUGUUUUUAUAUUUUAAUUCUGAGUCAUUGCAUCCUCUACCAACUGUUAAUCCAUCACUUUGACGGGGAGGAAACGUUGCAUUGCUGUAAGCUUUUUUAUUAUUUUUUAUUAUAAUUAUUAAAGGCCUGACUUUCUCCUCUCAUCACUGUGAGAUUACAGAUCUAUUUGAAUUGAAUGAAAUGUAACAUUGAAAAGACUUGUUUGUUGCUUUUCUGUGCAGUUUCAGUACUUGGGUGGGGGGCUGGGGGUUGGGAAUAGGAAAUGGAUGGGCUGCUGGGGUCCUGUGAAUGUUUCAGUCAUUGUACUUUCUUCCAGAAGCCUGCAGAAGAAUGGAAGCGUCUUCUUUAUUGUCCUGUCCUGGCAUGUCCAUCUUUAUUGUCACUACAUUGCAACUGGAGUUUCAUUUGGAUCUGGUAAAAAAAAAAAUUCUGUGCAAUAGUUGGGUUCGAGGAUUUAGCUGCCCUGAUGUGUUGGUCAUAGCCUGGGGAGCGCGCCCAUGCUGAGGACUCAGGGACUGUAUGUCUAAUUGCAGGAGUGAUGCAGGAGUAGGGCAAGAGCGUGACCCUGUUCUGGAAUCAGAAAGCAAAGGGUGGAGAGCCUCUCCUGCUGCUAUCAUGGGUUCCCUCUGAGGAAGAAACUUGGUUUCCACGUGUGACUCCUGCGUCUCUCUAGUUCUGUCCUCAGCCAGGGCCACACUCACUUCCGCACUGCAGAGCCCCUUCAGAAAGAGUGUCGGCAAGAACGAGGCCAGGCACAGUGGCUUAGUGCCCACGAGGCUUCCCCACAUCUUCCUAAACAGUAUUCCUCAAGUAGCAGGGGACAGGGACAGCGGAGAGCGACAGGGGGCAGUGCACCUCCUUCCAUCCAGCACUCAGCUAAGCCCUGAUCAGGAUGAGGUGGUGGGAGGUUUCUGAGGUUUACUGAGUGACUCAGCCACACAUGGAAGCCUUUGCUUUUGCAAAUAGUUCUGGGUUCUAGUUCUUAAAAAGGUAAGGAGCUGAGGUGUGUGUUUUUAAAUAUUAGGAAUAUGUAAUGGAUAGUACAGGACUAACCCUCAGACAUCUGCCCCAAUCCCCAGAAGACAGCAUGAAAGGCAGCGUAGACAGUACAUCGGGCUUCGGUUCUAUAGCCAAGAAGAGAUCAGCCGCUGAGACCCCCAGUGGGAACCCCAGCCCGCCUGCCCACACCCGCCACUGGCAGGCCAUCUGCCUUUGAACGUGGGUUAGUUCCCUUUUUUAGGUCUUACACACAUUUUCUUUUCUACAAGAUGGAUUCUCUGUAUUUAUUAUUUUGGGGUUAAUGAAAAGUGCAAUGCUGGAACUCCUGCUGCCAUGCAAGCUGGUCACGGGGUGGUGCCAGGCGGGAUUCUGGAAAACCAGUGCACUUAGAUCCUGAAAAGAGCAGUCAGAGCACUCUGGCCACCAGGAGGGCGAGAUUCCCCAGAAACUGUCUCACCUUUAUUUGCCCAAAGAACAUGCUCCGUAUUUUGGGCAUUCCCUGCCGUGAACCCUGACACCUCUGUUACCUCAGGGCCUUGGUACCUGGAUACUGCCGCAGAAUUCGGGGUGGGGGUGGGGGAGGGGAGUUAUUUUUAAAUAAAGUAACUGUUCAAAGUUGGGGGACUUUUUUAAAUUAAAAAAAAAAGGAAAGCUAUUCUGUAUUGCACCUUUUCACAGUUUAAUACAUUUUCCUGUGAUUUUUGAAACUAAACCAUUGUGUGUCUUGUAGUGUCCUAGUUGAGCUGCUGCUCGGCAGCUUCCUCCCGGGGAUUCGAACACGCGUCUGUGGCCCUGCCGCCUGCCGGAGGGCUGCCGGGACUGGUGUCUGUACACACUUGUUUGGCCUUUUCUGUAGUUGAUGCUGUAAACUAUAUGGCUUUUUAAAAACAAUUUCAUGUUUUUAUUUAGUAUUGGAAACCCAAUACACUUUUUUAAUCCAAUCAAA
Messenger RNA from Lemur catta (Ring-tailed lemur), 7055 nucleotides. RefSeq names its product neogenin 1 (gene NEO1). The transcript is spliced from 28 exons. Gene Ontology annotation, cellular component: membrane. The record is from RefSeq and is a predicted model, not a curated record. Bases 190 to 4551 code for a protein of 1453 amino acids. Gene Ontology annotation, biological process: cell-cell adhesion. NCBI's taxonomy places the organism in Eukaryota, Metazoa, Chordata, Mammalia, Primates, Lemuridae. Gene Ontology annotation, molecular function: protein binding.